Molecule: messenger RNA, 324 nt
Organism: Pochonia chlamydosporia 170
Lineage: Eukaryota; Fungi; Ascomycota; Sordariomycetes; Hypocreales; Clavicipitaceae
Exons: 2
Coding region: 1-324 (107 amino acids)
Source: RefSeq, a predicted model, not a curated record
AUGAGUUCUUCAAACCGUAGAGAGCACAUUAUAUCAUCGGCGACUGAGGAGUUACGACAAUUAUGGCAGCGUUUUGAUGUUGAAGACAAACUCCAGACUAAGAGAGAAUUGGAGGUCAUGUUGAACGAAUUCCCUGAGAGAACGCGACAAGGGUUGGUUUCCAAGUUGCUUGAAGUCCAUAACCCCGAGAGAAAGAUCUCUCAAGUGGUUUCAGGCGUCGGUAAAGUAUUAGCGACUUUUGAUCCUGAUGUUGUACGACGUCUCCGUCAACAAGAGACUGUAUUUGAGAAACUGGCUCUAGCAUUUAUUUCAAUGGAGAAUUAA